Messenger RNA from Naegleria lovaniensis, 1017 nucleotides. RefSeq lists its product as uncharacterized. The transcript is spliced from 4 exons. The record is from RefSeq and is a predicted model, not a curated record. NCBI's taxonomy places the organism in Eukaryota, Heterolobosea, Eutetramitea, Acrasida, Naegleriidae. Bases 1 to 1017 code for a protein of 338 amino acids.
AUGAAUCUUCUUCCUUCCUCUGCAGCUGCUGUUGUGGUCGUGAUUGCCGCCAUGAUGAUGACCUUGGUUCUCGCACAAGAACAGAUUGAUAUCAAACGAUACAAUAUUGAACCUGGUUCAUUGAGUGUUUCAGGAAUUUCUGCUGGAGGCUUUAUGGCAGCUCAAUUUCAAGUGGCCUUUUCCAAGUCCGUGAAAGGAAGUGGUAUUAUUGCUGGAGGUCCAUAUGAUUGCGCUCAAGGACAAAUGUUGACCGCUCUCAUGGCUUGUAUGAAGUCACCAUCGAGCAUUUCCCUCAGCUCAAUUGCUGCCACUGUAUCCUCUUAUGAGAAGCAAGGGCUUAUUGAUCCUACAUCCAACAUUAAGAAUCACAAGAUUUACUUGUUCUCUGGUACUCAGGACUCUGUGGUUGCUCAAGGAGUCAUGACCAAGCUCCUCGAUCAAUAUACGAACAAUUUUGGAGUGAGCAAGUCGAACAUUGUGACUGAUUUCAACACUCCAGCUCAACACUCCAUGAUCACCAACGACUAUGGAAACUCGUGUGGAUAUUUGGGUUCCCCUUACAUUAACAAUUGUGGUAUUGAUGGUGCAGGCAACGUUUUCAAGCAAGUUUAUCCUGACUUUAAGACUGGAGGAAGUGCUGUGAGUGGAAACUUGUUCACCUACAAGCAAAGUGGACGAUAUAGCGCAAGCUCUCUCGAUUCCAAUGGCUACAUUUAUAUUCCUACUGCUUGUCAACAAGGAGCUUCAUGUAAAAUCUCCAUUGCUUUCCACGGAUGCAAUCAAGGAGCUAGUGUCAUUGGUACUUCCUAUGUUGCCAAUGCUGGUUACAACAAACAUGCCGAGUUGAACAAUAUCAUUGUUGUGUAUCCACAAGUUGCUGUUUCGUAUUUCAAUCCAAUGAAUUCACAAGGUUGCUUCGAUUGGUUUGGAUAUUCAGGAUCAUCAUAUGCCACCAAGCAAGGAUCACAAAUGGCAGCCAUUGCUAACCUUAUUACAGACUUGGGCUAUACUUUGUAA